ACGCAGCAAGCACACGAAAAAUUAGAGACGGGGCACGCUAACGGCAAAAGUGUAGUGUAGAGCCUUAGUUGGUGUUUAGUUCCCCCUUUUUUAUUUGGUUUUUCAGUUUCGGUAUUAUUUCAACUUACGGUUCGAUAGCCACAGAUAGAACACAUAGAGCAGCGGAUCAAAACUCAUUUGCGAAGGCGGGCUAUAAUGUUCAUUGGCAGCGCGCAAAAAAUCUCACGCCAAACAAAAAUAGCGCAAUGUUGAUCCACGACGUCCAAGCCUAUGCGUAUGCGGUAGCUAAAGAAAACGGAGCGUCCAAUUGACGGCGAAGACGACGACGAGGACGACGUCUGACGUAAGGGAGGCGUGUGGGAGAAGGCGAUUGUGUGUGUGAGUGUGUGUUUGUGUGUGUGCCUCAGAACGGGGCACGCAACAGCAACCAAAAUCGUGGGCAAGGAUAACGAAAAACAUACAGCCAUGAAUCUGAUCAACAUGGACUCGGAGAAUCGCGUAGUGCUGAACGUGGGCGGGAUAAGGCAUGAGACAUAUAAGGCCACAUUGAAGAAAAUACCAGCGACGCGCCUAUCGCGUCUCACCGAAGCGCUGGCCAACUAUGAUCCCAUAUUGAAUGAAUACUUCUUCGAUCGGCAUCCGGGCGUAUUUGCGCAAGUGCUCAACUAUUACAGAACGGGCAAACUGCACUAUCCUACAGAUGUGUGUGGUCCGCUGUUCGAGGAGGAAUUGGAAUUUUGGGGUCUAGACUCAAAUCAGGUAGAGCCCUGUUGUUGGAUGACAUAUACACAGCAUCGAGACACACAGGAAACUUUAGCCGUACUCGAUCGUUUGGAUCUCGAUACGGAAAAACCGUCCGAAGAGGAAUUGGCGCGCAAAUUUGGAUUUGAAGAGGAUUAUUAUAAGGGCACCAUCUCGUGGUGGCAGGAAAUGAAACCGCGCAUUUGGUCACUAUUCGAUGAGCCUUACAGUUCCAAUGCUGCCAAGACAAUUGGCGUUGUUUCGGUAUUCUUUAUAUGCAUUUCGAUUUUAUCCUUCUGCCUCAAAACACAUCCGGAUAUGCGUGUCCCCAUAGUACGAAAUACAACGGUUCGCACGGCCAACGGCAGCUAUGCCUGGUUUCUGGACAAAACACAGACCAAUGCGCACAUUGCUUUCUUCUAUAUAGAAUGCGUUUGCAAUGCCUGGUUUACAUUUGAGAUAUUGGUACGCUUUAUCUCGUCGCCAAACAAAUGUGAAUUCAUAAAGUCAUCUGUUAACAUCAUAGAUUAUAUAGCAACGCUUAGUUUUUAUAUCGAUCUUGUGCUUCAGCGAUUCGCAUCGCACUUGGAGAACGCUGAUAUACUCGAGUUCUUCUCGAUCAUACGCAUUAUGCGUUUGUUUAAGCUGACACGCCAUUCGUCCGGCCUUAAAAUACUGAUACAAACGUUCCGUGCCUCGGCCAAAGAGCUAACACUGUUGGUAUUCUUCCUUGUGCUGGGCAUUGUUAUAUUUGCCAGUCUGGUGUAUUAUGCCGAGCGCAUACAACCGAAUCCGCACAACGAUUUCAAUAGCAUACCAUUGGGCCUAUGGUGGGCUCUGGUCACCAUGACCACUGUGGGGUAUGGCGAUAUGGCGCCAAAGACCUACAUCGGCAUGUUUGUGGGCGCACUCUGUGCGCUCGCCGGUGUGCUAACCAUUGCACUGCCAGUGCCCGUUAUUGUCAGCAACUUCGCCAUGUAUUAUUCGCAUACGCAGGCACGUGCGAAACUGCCAAAGAAGCGUAGACGAGUGCUUCCCGUGGAACAGCCGCGACAGGCCCGUUUGCCAGGUGAGCGCGCACCCGGUGGGGUAAGCGGCUGUGGCACGCCCGGUUCGGGUCCACAUUCGGGUCCCAUGGGUUCUGGUGGCACUGGACCGCGUCGCAUGAACAAUAAAACUAAGGAUUUGGUCAGUCCGAAAUCAGGUCCCUUGGGAGCCAGCAUUGUUGCCAUGAGUCCGCGCACUAUGUUAGAUCUGAAUCCAGCAUUGGCCAUGGGUAAGCCAACAUUUCAGCCCAGAUUUCCCACGCAAUUGGCUGCCACACCACCACCACCACCACCACCAUCGUCAUCACUGACAGCAGCAGCAACAACAACAAUUGCAACAGCUGCGACCACAACAACAACAGUUGCAGCUGCAACAACCACAGCGGCCAUCACGUUGCCCAGCAUAGCUGUCUCAACAACCGCCAGCUUGAGCAAGGAUAAGGAGAUAACCACCACAACAACAACUAGCACCGCCCUGGAGGCCAACAAGAAGGCAUUUCUCUAAGGCCCCGCAUUCUCACACAGUCUCAAAAACAAAAGAAACCCCAUCAAGCAAUAUUAACUAAAACUACUUUAUCAUAUACCUAUAUAUUUACAUAUACACAUACUAGAUAGAUAGCCUCUGCAUAUAUACAUACAUACGUAUCACGCCUCCUUGCGCAAUUCCUAGAAUUCUCAUGUUUCGAACCAUAUCAUAACAUACCUAUCAGCCACACACACACAUACAUACAUACGAGUAUAGUAUCUACAAGUACAUAACUCUAGCUAUAUAAGAAGGGGCAUUAUAACUACAUUUGUACUCAAAAAUGCAUAAGCUACUUUGACAUUUUACAGACACGUUUUGAUAGACAGUAAUUGGAGAAAGAUUUUGUAACCACCAACAUAGAGACUACAGCGCUAUUUUUGUCAAUUUUAUUUUUAGUUUUUACUAAAAUUUAAUUGCUUAUCGAUUGAAGCAUAUCAAUUGCGUGUAGAAACGAUUUUUAGUUUACAAUCAUAAUAGCACCAAACUGCUAGUUAUUGGGUGCUUCAAACAGUUUCUGCCGCAUUUUCCGACAAUACAUUGAAGGACCAAAUUUUA
Messenger RNA from Scaptodrosophila lebanonensis, 2868 nucleotides. RefSeq names its product potassium voltage-gated channel protein Shaw (gene Shaw). Gene Ontology annotation, biological process: protein homooligomerization; potassium ion transmembrane transport. Gene Ontology annotation, molecular function: protein binding; delayed rectifier potassium channel activity. The transcript is spliced from 9 exons. Lineage: Eukaryota; Metazoa; Arthropoda; Insecta; Diptera; Drosophilidae. The coding region runs from base 466 to 2292 and encodes 608 amino acids. Gene Ontology annotation, cellular component: voltage-gated potassium channel complex; dendrite membrane; neuronal cell body membrane. The record is from RefSeq and is a predicted model, not a curated record.